This is a messenger RNA of Salvia hispanica, 1274 nucleotides long. RefSeq lists its product as uncharacterized. Gene Ontology annotation, cellular component: kinetochore; spindle microtubule; outer kinetochore. Lineage: Eukaryota; Viridiplantae; Streptophyta; Magnoliopsida; Lamiales; Lamiaceae. The record is from RefSeq and is a predicted model, not a curated record. Gene Ontology annotation, biological process: chromosome segregation; mitotic cell cycle.
AAAAAUGAGUGAGUGAGAGCGAGGAAAAAAUUCGAAAGGAAAGAAGAUGGAAGAAUCAGUCGGAAAAUUGUGCACAACAAUGGCGAAAUUCUGCAACCAUCUCCAAACUAGCUGCGCCGCCCUCAAAGAGUCCGUCGACCGCCGCCCGAUCCCUCUCGAUUCCGCUUCAACAACCUUCAUCCAAAGCGUUAAUCGGAGAGUUUCCGCCGCUGGAGACGACCUCAACAUUCUGGAAUCCAUGUCAUUCGCAACGGUGUCGUUUGAGGAGCUCUUAGGGCACUGCAAUGAGGUCUUGAAGAAGAAUCGAAAUGGCAUUUCUGACCUCCAGGAUCAUCUCUAUUCCUCCUCCAACUACAUUGCCCCACUUGAUUUUGAUGAAGAAGCUGUGGUGGAUGACACGUUUUCCCCUGGAAGCGGCGAUGAAUUGAAGAGGAGCAAUGAUGUGGAAGACGACCCCUUGCUUGAUGAUUCAUUGAGUUUGAAGAAAUUUGGGAUCUCAGAUAGUAGUCUUGCAGCCAUAGCAUCUCAAGCUCACACUAAAGUUGAGAUGUAUGAAUCUGAAUUUGAGAUAGAAGAAGAAAGGACAGAUGAGCUGAAGAAAUUUGAAGAUUCUAAGCUUUCCCUGAAUGUGUCUAGAGAUGAUUAUGAAAGCCUUCCUAAAAUCAUGAAAGGCUUGGCAUCAUGGGAGGAUCUCCAAAUUGCGGUUGAUAAAAUGAAAUCAUGGUUGGGAUCAAAGGCAGAAAGUUUUCAGCAAGAUGAAAUUGAAUUGAUGGGACUAGGCUACAAAGCAAGAUCUUAUGUGCUGCUGCUCUUAAAAAUGAAUAGGGUGCGCAUUGACACCAAUGAAGGUGUAAUCUCAUACAGGAUCUUGUAACUAAGCCGCUUGCAAUUGCUCUUUCCUAGCUCGGGAAUGCUGUUUCAUUUCAUUAUUUUGAAGGGGAAGUAAUUGCAAUCCCAAGGGCAUUGUCAUUCCAAACUUGUAGCACGGACCCAAGGUCGUUUUGGUAAAUUUCCCUUCUGAAUCUAGUAAACUUGUAUCCGCCAUAUGAAUGGGUAAAUACGCCAACUCAUAUAGAAUGUUUCACGUUUGUUUUAAAUUGGUAGUACAAAACGUUUGAAGUUAACAAAAAUCAUAGGAAUAGUACAAAAAGUUGUAUUCAUAUUUUAUUUUAGUACAUUCCGUUACUUUUGUUUGGAAGCCGUUGACUCUGUCUAUGUGGAGCACAAAAUAUUUUGCCAUUAUUUUAGGUUGGUAUACAAAGUCCUUUGUUUUA